Monopterus albus (swamp eel) is the source of this 1910-nucleotide messenger RNA. RefSeq names its product formiminotransferase cyclodeaminase N-terminal like 1 (gene ftcdnl1). The transcript is spliced from 6 exons. Lineage: Eukaryota; Metazoa; Chordata; Actinopteri; Synbranchiformes; Synbranchidae. Gene Ontology annotation, molecular function: folic acid binding; transferase activity. The coding region runs from base 210 to 1256 and encodes 348 amino acids. The record is from RefSeq and is a predicted model, not a curated record.
UCCAGGUGGUUGGAAACGGAAGUGAACUAUCUUGGACUGAUCCUUCAUAUCUUUAGUUACACGUCUCCAUGUUAAACGUGCUGAAAUCUAUUUUAGUACAUUUUCGUCGGUCUGAACAAACGUAAAUCAGCAACCGCUGCAUAUUAGUUGGUGUUUUACCGAUCAUUACGUACAUAAGUCAUUUCAGCAUUUGUUUCAUCGUAUGGUCAAUGCACUUUGCAUCCCAACCAUACACCAGCCUAAGACAGUACUGGUUCAGAACUAUGGCCUCAGGAUCCUUGGGCAAACAGCUGGCGGCUUGUCUGCUGAACAUUUCUGAGGCUCGCAGGACAGACCUGGUGCAGACUGUGGCCAGGACAGCUGUGUACACUACUGGAGGUGUGAGAAGAGAGGGGACCACAGUGCUGAACAUCUUUAAUGACUAUGACUACAACCGCUCUGUCAUCACCAUUGUGGCCAACAUCGACUCCAUCAGGGAGGCGAUUCUGUCUGCAUGCGAGACGGCCUGUGGGCUGAUUGACAUGCGCGCUCACACGGGGGUCCACCCGUGUAUGGGUGCCAUCGACCUCAUACCCAUCUACCCACUGGGGGAGGAGGUAGGGGUGGAGGACUGCGCUAGAGAGGCUCGAGCUGUGGCUCAGGGACUUACAGAGAGGGUCCAGGGAACCAGUGCCUUCCUGUUUGGCUGGGCAGACCGGCCCCUGCAGCGGGGGCUGUCACAGAGGAGGAAGGAGAUGGGCUGGUUCAAGAAGACGCCAGACUUGCAGGCAGUCAAUCCAGAUGUGGGACCACAACCACAACAACAGUUUGGCCUCACAGGUGUUGGGGCCAGUCCAUACGUCAUGAACUGCAACGUCACUAUCGACACUCAGGACAUUGUUUUUGGACGUAGCAUUGCCACAGCAAUUAGAGAGUCGACCCCAGGGGGCCUGCCUGGGCUGCAGGUGCUGGCUUUGCCACAUGAAGGUGCUGUGGAAAUUGCCUGCAAUGUGGAGAGCAUCAAGGGGAGCCCGCCUAGUCACAUGACAGCAGGUGAACCCUGGCCAUUUUUCAGUAUCGGCGGCCAGCUAUACUGUCAUGCUCCAGCUUCUCUCAUUACGGCGAGGGUUGCAGAGCUGGCAGGGAGGCAGGGGGUUGGCAUAAAGGGCACUGCAUUGGUUGGGUUCACCCCCCUUGAGUGCAGGGCCUUAGCAGAGUUAGCACUGUCUCAAGGAAUUGGUGAAUUCUGGAAAGAGCAGCACAGGAUCCGCAUGUGAAAACUAAUCCAUGGCAAAACCCAUGUAACCUCAAACAAAAGUCCACCAUCUUUGCUGUAAUUAAUAUAGGAAUUGACAGUUCACUUGGCCUUGCUCUCCUAAGUUACCAUUGCUACAGUAACCCAAGAUUUCCAUUCUCUUGUUGCACUGUUUGCACUUACUGUAUGGUGAUAUUAUGCUAAUAAUGUUUCACCACCAGCUGCUGAGCCAGGUACUGUACAAAGCAUGGGAAUAAAACAGCAGCAUUGUUCUCAUGUUGUGGGGGAGCUAGCUCUAGUAUUACAGAUGAUAGAUUAUUGUGUUGCACAUAAAAAUGUGAUUCAAACAUAUUUGUUAAUGUGAUCUCUGGGUUGCUGAGGUGUAAAGUUACCCAAACCAAAGAAGGGGCAGGAUGGAGCCAUAAUUGUUAUAGUUUCAUCUUGGCCAACACAGUGGAUGUUCCAGUCCUGAACAAGGAUGCAACAUGUAAUCCAACAGAAUUAUGUAAGUGACUAAUGAAAUGAUAUCACAAUACUAACUUACUACUGUAGCUAGUUAGCCAGGCAUGAUAACUAUGGUAGCUUAUAGAGAAGACCUCUACUUUUAACAGUAAUUUAGAGCAUCAAUAGUUGCAAUUAAAGAGAUUUAUCUUUUUUUGAUGAGCAGUUGUGUGUG